AUGGCUGAUCGUAAACCAUUCUAUGCGUUGAACGAUAAAGAAAUUACGAAAGUUGAUGAUCAAUUUUAUUUCAAUAUUACAAAAGAAGGUAUUCAAAAUAUUUCGGAGCAACAAUUCCGUGAAAUCUUCAAAGAGAUACUACAGAGACAUUUGAAAUUAGCACAACGGAAAAUUACUUAUCCAAAUAUUUUUGGUACCACAAACAAUUAUGUGUAUCGGCAUAAUGCAAUAGACUGUCAAAUGGUUUGUCAAUUUGCCUCAUUAUGUAUCAUAGUUAGUGGUAUUUGUUUACUAUUUACAUGUACCUGUUGCGCACAUUCAAGAGCUAUUAAUCAAAAUGGAAAUGAUAGUCUUAACGGUGUAAAUGCGAUUAAUGUUCCAGCACCAAUUGAUUAUAGUAAACCAUAUAUGAUCAGAUGUGAUUCACAAGGCUCAUGCUAUGCUAGGCCAUUAAACGAUGAUGAAGUACCACCGUUGCCAAGCUAUAAUAAAGCUCUCACUUGUCCAACUCAUCCAUGUUCAAUAAUUCACGAUUUAUCUGAAAUAAUUUAUCUGUAA
Cercopithifilaria johnstoni is the source of this 558-nucleotide messenger RNA. The record is from the annotation of a GenBank genome assembly. NCBI's taxonomy places the organism in Eukaryota, Metazoa, Nematoda, Chromadorea, Rhabditida, Onchocercidae.